Molecule: messenger RNA, 1434 nt
Organism: Miniopterus natalensis
Lineage: Eukaryota; Metazoa; Chordata; Mammalia; Chiroptera; Miniopteridae
Source: RefSeq, a predicted model, not a curated record
UCCGAAGGCGCUUAAAAGGCUCCUGGAGGAAUUGCUACGCCCCCGGUGUACGGUCAGCUCCUGGCUCUGUAUCUGCUCCAUAAUGACAUGAAUAACGCCAGAUACCUUUGGAAAAGGAUUCCGCCUGCUAUAAAGUCCGCAAACUCUGAACUUGGGGGAAUUUGGUCUGUGGGACAGAGGAUCUGGCAGAGGGACUUCCCUGGAAUCUACACGACCAUCAACGCUCACCAGUGGUCCGAGACGGUGCAGCCGAUCAUGGAAGCUCUCAGAGAGGCAACACGGAGACGCGCCUUCGCCCUGGUCUCUCAGGCCUAUACCUCGAUCAUCGCCGAUGACUUCGCGGCGUUCGUUGGGCUCCCUGUGGAAGAGGCUGUGAAAGGUAUCUUAGAACAAGGAUGGCAAGCGGACUCCACCACGAGGAUGGUCAUGCCCAAGAAGCCAGUUGCAGGCGCCCUGGAUGUUUCCUUUAACAGGUUUAUUCCUCUAUCAGAGCCCGCCCCGGUCCCACCCAUCCCCAAUGAGCAGCAGCUGGCCCGGCUCACGGACUACGUGGCUUUCCUCGAGAACUGACGCCUCCUGGCCACACUCCACCUCAGAGCCCUGUUUCCCAGCGGACGUCCUUUGUAUUUUCAGUUUAUCGGGUGGAUUGCACACCUCAGCAUCCGUACUAUGUGAUAAAAUGCAGCUGUAACGUAAAGCGUAUUGUAUGUACUUGUCCCUAGACACCGUGCUGAGUGGCUGUGAGACGGUUCUCCUUUGGUAGCUGAUAGUUGGAUGUGGCCAUCAGGGCGAUGGAGUCUAAGUGUGUUCCCAGGACUUGUAGUUGCGACUCGCCUGCCCCGUGCAGCACAGCCUGGCGACCCUCUGUCCCUCCCACACCUGGUGCUCCCAUCUGGGGUUUGAGGAGGGCUGUCCCUGGGGCAUGUCUGAAUGGGGGGUGAUCCCGAUGUACCCCCUUUGGAGACUACGCUCUCUUUUCUCCUCCACUCCCGUGAGCCACUGAUACAGGAUGCUGAGAUCUAGCUGGGGAACUAAAGGUGUUUCCUAGUGAACCGGAUCGUUGACUUGAGGAUCUUCUCUGAGGUGAGGGUGUCCAUUGCUGGCCUGGAGGCCUUGCCCUGAAAAGGGGCCUGAUUUAAGAUGUUCAGGAAGUGUUACGUCGGACUGUUUCUUCUCAGAAGAGGGAGCCUGCGUGCGGGAGGCACUGUGCGGAGGAAGCUAUUGAGAGAAGUGACUCUGCUCCACCGUCCUCAGCCUGCCAGGUGCUGGUUCAUCCCCUGGCUCAGUUCUGCCUUUUGAGAAAUACUGAACGCGUCUCAUUCCUGUGUGACAGCCUCUGGGUGUUUGAAGUUGUUUAUUGUAUCUUCAGGUUAAAACCGCCCCACGUUCAUUUAUUUUGCAUUUGUUCAAUAAAUAUUUAAAAUAUUUAAUUGA